AUCAUCUCUGAAAUGUUUUCUUGCUUCUAAAUACACGCAAACAAAAAAAGAGGCCAAUCGGGAUGGUGCUGUACUUGAAAGAUCUGAAUCCUACUUUGCAAAACCCAAAAGUUGCUGUGAAAAUACUUCGAGAAUGGCCACCUCAUUUUAUUCAAGGACAGCCUUUUUAUCAAAGUUUGAUUUUGGUAGACGAAAGGGGAAAUAGGAUUGAUGCCAAGAUAGAUGCGGGACUUUAUGUAGACUGUUACUAUGGAAACCUCAAUGAAGGAGACUGGUACGAGAUUUCAGGAUUUUUAGUGAUUGAAGGUCAACAAUCAUUCCGAAACUCAAACCAUCCGUUUGAGAUCCUGAUCCAGAAAAAAACAAAAAUGGUUCCAAUAAAUCCCCGAAGUACUGAUAAUUUUAUUCUUAUGUAUGAUGCAUUGAAAAUGCAUAAUUCGACGCCUGACGAGAAGAAUUGUUGUGUAGAUGUCUUAGGAAUGGUGGUACAUGUAAACGAGCCGCAGAUAAUUGAUUUCCUCGAUCAUCAAAAUGGCUACAUUUCAGAGAAUGAAGUUGUGACCUUCACUAUCCUUGAACACAAUGGCCAAGAGAUUGAAUGUGUUGCUGUUGGUUCGGUUUGUACUGCAUUUUUUGAGAAGCGAAAAAAAAUUAUUUCUUCACCUACCUAUACUAAUCAACCAAUAGUGUGUACUCUCCUGUUUUGGAGGAUCUCUGUUUAUGAAGGUAUGCAAUGUCUGAUGUCUCAGUUACGAUGCUCAAAGAUCAUUCUUGAAGAUGAAGUGGCUGGAAUUAAUACUGGCGAUAUGCUAAGCUGGCUUGACGUUGAUUCCAGUGAUGAAGACAAUGAAGAUGAAGAUUGAUUUUGUGGUUCGAGCAGCAAGCUAUAGUUUGUUGAAACUUUGGACAUGAAAAUUCGUUUUAAUUUAUUUAAUUAUGUUUUGGAAUGAUUAUUUU
This is a messenger RNA of Camelina sativa (false flax), 957 nucleotides long. RefSeq lists its product as uncharacterized. Lineage: Eukaryota; Viridiplantae; Streptophyta; Magnoliopsida; Brassicales; Brassicaceae. The record is from RefSeq and is a predicted model, not a curated record.